AUGGCGCAGCGUGGAGGAUCUACGACAAGAUACCUAUCAACAUGGGUGCAGGACGUCGAGGAUAUCUCUCGGGAGACCGAAACUCCUGGUCUGUCAGGGCGAGUGCACAUUAUGGGUCUUGGAAACGCAGGAACAUUCAUUGCUCACUCGCUUGCGGCACGACAAUCUCCUCCUCCGAUCACUCUCCUUAUGCACCAGGCCUCGUUCUACCAUGCAUUCCGGCGGAAGAAGCGGAGCCUCGCUGUUAACUACAACGGCCUCGAUGAUAACAGAACAGGCUUCGAUGUCGAAGUUUUGCACGAUAAUGUUUGGCACAGGGUACCUUCGAAAGAAGAGUAUCUCGAGGCCAAGGAAAAUCCAGAUAUUAUUGAGGAUGAAGAAGCUGUGCCCGAGGGGGAAGAACAUAUCGAAUGCUUGGUUGUCUGUUGCAAGGCUUAUAUGACUGAGAAGGUGAUUAGAGGAGUUCGUCACCGACUGAGCCCGGAUUCGACGAUUCUUUUUAUUCAAAACGGCUUGGGCAUCAUCGAGAAGCUUAACAAAGAAGUCUUCCCGGAUGAAAAGAGCCGGCCGCACUAUAUGCAAGGCGUACUCACUCAUGGUUUGAAGAAGCAAGACUCUUACAAGAUCGGCCACGUGAACGUUGGGUCAUUGACUCUCAGUCCGGUGGCCACUGGCAAAACACCGCUCAUUGAGGCCGAGAACGACACACAUUGGGCUCCUACAACAAAGUACCUGCUACGCCUUUUGACUCUCACCCCUUCUCUUGUCGCCACUGCCGAUACCCCAGCCGGCCUUUUGCAAUAUCAGCUAGAGAGACUGGCCGUUGGUUGUGUUCUCAGCUCGCUCGGCGCAAUCCACGAUUGCAAGAAUCGCGAGCUCUUGUACAACUUCCCCGUCUCCCGCACUAUGCGACUACUUCUCCUGGAGAUCUCCAGUGUGAUCUGUGCUCUUCCGGAGCUGCGUGGCAUCCCAGGGAUUGAAGAUCGGUUUUCACCAGAGCGUUUGCGCCGACUGGUCCUCAACGUUGCCUCAAAUCGCCCCGAAGACACUAGCUCGAUACGGAACGAUUUACAUUACCAACGGAACACCGAAAUUGAUUUCCUGAAUGGGUGGAUUGUGAAGCGUGGUGAGGAACUAGGCAUGAAAUGCGUGCUGAACUACAUGAUUCAACAAUUGGUGCAGAGCAGGAUGUACAUCAUCAAUCAUAGGGAAGCCAGCGCGGUCCCGAUCGACUUUGACAAUGUUAUCCUAGCUGGUGACAAGGGAAAGGAUGAUUAA
Messenger RNA from Penicillium daleae, 1278 nucleotides. RefSeq names its product ketopantoate reductase family protein. The transcript has 2 exons. NCBI's taxonomy places the organism in Eukaryota, Fungi, Ascomycota, Eurotiomycetes, Eurotiales, Aspergillaceae. Gene Ontology annotation, molecular function: 2-dehydropantoate 2-reductase activity; NADP binding. Gene Ontology annotation, cellular component: cytoplasm; mitochondrion. Bases 1 to 1278 code for a protein of 425 amino acids. The record is from RefSeq and is a predicted model, not a curated record.